Messenger RNA from Oncorhynchus masou masou (cherry salmon), 2061 nucleotides. Its product is annotated as ras-GEF domain-containing family member 1B-B-like. The coding region runs from base 261 to 1700 and encodes 479 amino acids. The transcript is spliced from 11 exons. Gene Ontology annotation, cellular component: plasma membrane. Gene Ontology annotation, molecular function: guanyl-nucleotide exchange factor activity. The record is from RefSeq and is a predicted model, not a curated record. Gene Ontology annotation, biological process: Ras protein signal transduction; positive regulation of GTPase activity. Lineage: Eukaryota; Metazoa; Chordata; Actinopteri; Salmoniformes; Salmonidae.
UUUGAAUACGUCUGGUCGUGGUCACAGUUUCAAAUUACUUGUGAUUCGAAGGACUGCAUGGACACAAUGGAUGGACCAUACGAAUAGGAAUUUCACCAUCUGAAAACACUGAUCGGUAGUAUUCGUAUGCUUUUUGUGCACAUAUUACCGAGGAAAUAUGUGAUUUGAAGAUGAAUUUCUUUCAUAUGAUAUUAUUUUGCAAAGACUUGGAAUAGCUGUAUUUACACAUUGUCUGUUAGUUUUUUCUAGUCGGGGUCAACAUGCCUCCCACGACACCGUAUGCUGGCAAGUUCAGUACCAGCACUUAUAACAACAAUAUUCAUCUCCACAAAUACCACCAGCCCAUGGAAGUGAGCUACGGGGACAUGUGCUACCAUGACAACAGUCUUGCUUCUGGCUCCCUGGAGGCCCUAAUACAACAUUUAGUUCCCACAGUGGACUACUACCCUGACAGGUCCUACGUCUUCACCUUCCUGCUGAGUUCCCGUCUCUUCCUCCACCCCUACGAGCUCAUGUCUCGGCUUUGUCACCUGUGUGUGGAGCAGCAUCGAUCUGGAGACUUGCUCUCAGAUCAGACAAACGGGACAAACCUGCUCCAAACAAACACACAGCUGCUGACUGAGUGGACAGAGACGUUUCCCUAUGACUUCAGAGAUGAGAGGAUGAUGCACUGCCUGAAAGAGAUGAGCCAUCAUCUGGCCAGAGGAGAUGAGUACUCAUGGCGGGCCAUGCAGCAGAUGACUCAGCGGUUGAUCCAGAGAUUGGCGGCUCUGCGUCAGUAUGAGGAGGCGAUUGCCACGCUCAACGCCUCCGCAGCAGAGAGACCCACCGCUCUGAAGGCCAAGCAGCAGAACGGACAUCGGAAUGAUGUCCUUAGUGUCUGUGAUGAUGCCUUUAUACUAGCCCAGCAGCUCACACACAUUGAACUGGACAGACUGAGUUUUAUUGGACCAGAGGAGUUCAUCCAAGCCUUUGGUGUGAAAGAUCCCCUGGUUAACCAUAAGAGUUUCUUCCAAAAACGCAAGACUACUAACCUGGAGGCCUAUGUAGCUUGGUUUAACAGACUCAGCUACCUGGUGGCUACUGAAAUUUGCAUGCCUGUAAAGAAGAAGCAUAGAGCCCGGGCCUUGGAGUUCUUCAUAGAUGUGGCUAGAGAAUGCUAUAACAUCGGCAACUUCAACUCACUCAUGGCCAUCAUCAGCGGAAUGAACAUGAGUCCUGUGUCCCGACUGAAGAAGACCUGGAGCAAAGUCAACACAGACAAAUUUGACAUACUGGAGCACCAAAUGGACCCUUCCAGUAACUUCAGCAACUACCGUACUGCCCUGCGAGGAGCCACCCAGAGGUCUAUUACAGCACACAGCAACCAGGAGAAAAUAGUCAUUCCAUUCUUCAGCCUUCUCAUCAAGGACAUCUACUUCCUCAAUGAGGGAUGUGCCAGCCGACUACCCAACGGUCAUGUGAACUUUGAGAAACUGUGGGACCUGGCGAAGCAGGUCAGUGAGUUCCUGGUGUGGCGUCAGGUGAUGUGUCCCUUUGAGAGAGACAGGAAGAUCCUCCAAUACCUGGUCACUACACCUGUCUUUACCGAGGAUGAGCUCCACUUGGCCUCCUAUGAGACCGAAGGUCCAGAGAACCACCUGGAAAAGGACAGUCGGAGGUCUCUCAGGACAUCCCUACUGCAUAGAGAGCAUCGUUGAGUGACGGUCAUGAGUGUGACACUGGGCGAUCCUCUUUUGCUACGAGAGGCUCACGGUUGAUAGAGUCUGGAAGAUUAAGAUUUUCACAAAGGAUGGGGAGAAUAACUGUUUCAAGCACUCAGAUUAAUGAUGCCUCCUAUGGCUGGAGAACUGAAAAGCCUGCCUCUCGCACUGUACAUUAACAGAUGAUUCAUUUGUAACAUGUCUACCCACACAGUAUUACAGUUCUUUUACAGAUGAUUCAUUUGUAACAUGUCUACCCACACAGUAUGACAGUUAUUUUACAGAUGAUUCAUUUGUAACAUGUCUACCCACACAGUAUGACAGUUAUUUUACAGAUGAUUCAUUUGUAACAUGUCUA